Suillus fuscotomentosus is the source of this 1848-nucleotide messenger RNA. RefSeq lists its product as uncharacterized. The record is from RefSeq and is a predicted model, not a curated record. The transcript is spliced from 2 exons. The coding region runs from base 1 to 1848 and encodes 615 amino acids. NCBI's taxonomy places the organism in Eukaryota, Fungi, Basidiomycota, Agaricomycetes, Boletales, Suillaceae.
AUGGGCGCUGAAAGUAUUCCCGCGUUUCACGGAGACACGCUAAUUGCUUCUACUUGGCUUGAAGACUAUCUCAAGAACUCGGACUUUCUGCCACAAACGCAACAGUUUCAUUUUUUCAAGUCGAAGUUCAAAGACGAAGCCUUACGAUGGCUAAAUACAUUGCCGCUACCUCAACGGUCGAACUUCGCAGCUCUCGUUGAAGCCUUCAAACGAGAUUUUAUCAUCAAGCCAGCAGCCGAACGCAAGCAACGGGAGAAGAAACUCCGGAAACGGCAACAGCACCUUGAUACCACUGCGUCACCAUCAGUGCCUUCGCCUUCUGCACCAUUCGUUGCAUCUCCUGUCCCAGCCAUCAACGAAACACCCGCAAACGACUCUGUCGCACCUGCCACUAAACCACCACCGGCAACUUCGCAUUCGGCAGCACUCGCUGCAACCUCCACGCCAAGUCCAACGACACAUGGCUCAAUGCCACCCUUUAUGCCAGCAGACGCGUGCAACCAGCACCAACCAGCACCUAGUAUGCGACACGCGGACUCGCCAGUGUCGAGCGUCCGCGCCCAGAGCAUGCCAGCAAAUGCUGGCGUGGCUCGAAUGCACACGGAGAACACCAAGGCGAAGAGAGAAGGAGGAGAGAAGGAACGGGAGGAGGAGGGAAACAUCCUGUCAGUAAGUCGCCGUCUUGACUGUACCCCCAUCCCCUGCAACAAAGACGCGACACCUGACACGCCCUGUACUCGUGCCACCACGACACCAUCUUCCAUUUUGACGUCAUCCCCUUCGACUUUGAGCGCACGCGACCCAACACUCGACCAACAAUGUCCUACCUCGUACCACCACUCGCCGGCACCAUGUGCAAACGCCGAGCCCACGCCAGCAAAUGCUGGUGUGGCUCAAACGAAUACAGAAAGCAACCGGCAGCAGCAGGAGCAGUUGGGAGGAGGAAGUGGACGAACAAGCAGAAGGCAGGAAGAAGUGGGGAAGUUGGAAGCAGGAGACAGUUUGCAGGACACGGUGAGCACACAGACACGCGUCAACACGUGUCCACCAGUGGUACCAAGUCCAGCGCGACCUCUCACGCACGUUCCAACCAGCAGCAAGCACCCAGUACCACGGACGCACAAUUCGCUGGACACCACAACACCACUAAUGCCAUCCGCGCCACCAUUGCCAAAGACCACCACGCCGCGUCCAACGUCACCAACACCGUGUGCGAAUGCCCAGCACGUGCCAGCAAAUGCUGGCACGACUCGAACGAACGCGGACGAUGCCCAACGACAGGAGGAGAGAGAACGAGAGAGAACAAAAGAUGGACGAAGGAAGAAUGGAGAAGGAAGAGGAGGAGAGGAGGAGGAUGAUUUGCAGGGAGAUGGAAGAAUCUAUGAGGAGGUGAGCAACCUCAUUCCUGGCCUCGCUGUCGAACGGCCCAGCACCAUGCAACCACCCUUGAACACGACAUCACCCACGCCAGUACCACCCACACCUCCCAAGCAACACCGGCACCACUCGACGUCGAGCACUCGCGUCAACGACACGUCAGCAACAGCCAACAGCGAGGACUCACGAGCGCAUGCCAUCAAUGACCAGACACGCUCGCAACAUGCAAGCUGGGCUGAUGAGGUCGACGACACCAUCUUCUCGCCACAGCACACGCGUCCGAAACGCGAUUUUUUGGGUCUUCGCUCGUCGAACGCUGAUCCCUGGGCUAGCCUCCGAAAGCACCAGCGUCAUUCAACGACUCGACCACCACCAUGCACCCAUGCUAUGUAUUCUAAUUCAUUUUUUUUCAAUGUACCUUAUACUCGUUCUCGUUCUCAUUGGCAUGAUUCACGCUUAAGUUUGUCAUGA